This is a messenger RNA of Amphiprion ocellaris (clown anemonefish), 1796 nucleotides long. RefSeq names its product hydroperoxide isomerase ALOXE3-like. The record is from RefSeq and is a predicted model, not a curated record. The transcript is spliced from 8 exons. Gene Ontology annotation, biological process: lipid oxidation; linoleic acid metabolic process. NCBI's taxonomy places the organism in Eukaryota, Metazoa, Chordata, Actinopteri, Pomacentridae. Gene Ontology annotation, molecular function: iron ion binding; oxidoreductase activity, acting on single donors with incorporation of molecular oxygen, incorporation of two atoms of oxygen. The coding region runs from base 21 to 1004 and encodes 327 amino acids.
GUGUGUGCUGAGGUUGUGUGAUGUGGCAGGAAGGGAGGAUUUACCUGUUGGACUACGAGGUUUUGGAUGGCGUCCCGGCCAACGUGGUCAAUGGGAAGCAGAUGUACCUGUCGGCGCCGCUGUGCCUCCUUCACCUGAAUCAGCAGAGCCAGCUGGUCCCCAUUGCCAUCCAGCUGCAGCAGAACCCGGGUCCUCAGAACCCGGUCUUCCUGCCCUCUGACCCCGGCUCUGACUGGCUGCUGGCUAAGAUCUGGGUUCGUGCUUCUGACUUCCAGUGUCACCAGCUGGUGUUGCACUACCCGAGGACCCAUGUGAUUGGGGAGCUGUGCUGCGUGGCCACGCUGAGGCAGCUGCCCGAUCUACACCCGCUGCACCAGCUGUUGAUGCCACAUGUUAAGACGUCGCUGCAGAUAAACCUUCAGGCCCGAACGUCUCUGCUGGCAGCUGACGGUGUGUUUGAUAAGGCGAUGGACUCUGGUCUGAAGACGUUACCCGUCCUGCUGUCCCGGGCCUCGGCCAAGACCACCUAUUGGUCCUUGUGCAUCCCUGAUGACCUGAAAGACCGUGGCUUGGACAACCUGCCGCAGAGCUACUACGCUCAGGACGCACUGAAGGUCUGGGACGCACUGCACAGUUUUGUAGUCAGUUGGGUAAAUGUUUAUUACAGCAGAGACGAUGACGUUCAGCUGGACUCGGAGCUUCAACACUGGAUCACAGAUAUCAACACACACGGCUUCACGCACAACUCAGGUUUCCCUCAGUCCUUCAACACCAAAGCUGAAGUGUCCAAGUUUGUCACGAUGAUCAUUUUUUCGUGUUCACCUCUGCACUCUGCUGUUAACUUCUCUCAGCUGGACUUCGCUCUCUGGAUGCCCAACUGCCAGGUGGCCAUGUUGCGUCCUCCUCCGCAGGUCAAAGGCGGCGUGACGGAGGACGACAUCCUGUCCUUCCUGCCCGAUGUCAACUCCACGUGUCGCGUCCUGAUGACACUGGAGAUGCUGUAACAGCCUGCCCACGACUCUGUUCCUCUGUGCCACUACAACGAGGCCAUCUUUGCAGACGGCGCCCACCGCAGGCUGGUGGAGGAGGUGCAGGCUCAACUUGCCACCAUUUCUAAAGACAUCGUCGAGCGCAACAGCCGGCUGGAGCUGCCGUAUCCGUACCUCUGUCCAUCACACAUCGAGAACAGCGUCGCCAUCUGACCUCAUCCGACAGCAGCAAUUAUUGAUAACAGGAGUGAAAAUCCAUCAAACCAUUAUUAUUACUAUCAAUUAAUUGAUUCUAUUGUAUUUUAAUCAAAUUAAUGUUCUGUAAAAUGUCAGAAAUCAUAUCUAGUGAUUGAUUGUUUUAGCUCAUGAUAACAAAGAGCCAGCAGUGGAAGAAGUACUUUAAAUACUGAAGUAAAAGUAGUAAAAUUCUACUUCAGUAUAACAAUCAACGGCCCAUAUUAGAGUCAUAUUUAUCAUGUUACUGGAUGAAAACCAUGUGUUUGUGUGCUUUUUAAGGUGAAACCAAUUUAAAUUAGUUGAAUUUUCUUCAUGUGAUCAGUAGUUUUAUUUUAAUCUUCCAUAACGCACCGUGAUCUGUUUUCUUAUUACAUACUGUGCUGUUAAUCUGACUCUAAUCACUUGGAAUGCAGUAAAAAGUGCAAUAUUUCAGUCUGGAUAUACUGGAGUACAAAUAUAAAGUGGUAUAAAAUCAAAGUAAAGUCCAGGCACCUCAAAACUGUAAUACUGCAGCUGCAUACAUGCCUAUAAAUGUGAUUUAAAUUUUAAAAAUUUAAAUAAAAUGCUUGC